GCGCGCGGGGCGAGGACGGCGCGCGGGGUUUCGCGAUGGUGGACCUCGACCCAGAAGUAUCGAGCGGAUACACGUGCCUGAAUGAGCUCGAGAACCCCGGAGCAGGCGCCACCGCCCUCGGAGUGUUCUCGAUCCUGUUCUCGACUUGCGUCGGAAUUCCGCAGGCGUACAAGAUCUGGCGCCUGAAGAGCAGCCGCGGCGUCAGCUUUCUCACCCUCGGUCUGGGCAACAUCGGAAGCUUCCUGUACGUGCUGAACCUAGUCAUCCUGCACUACAACCAGAUCACCCUCUCGCUGUCUCGGGACUUCACCUUCUGGGUGAGCGCGCAGCGGAGCCUCACCUUCGUGUGGGUCGAAUUGUUCAACGCGCUGAGCAUGCUCUGCAUCUACCCCAUCGCGUCGCUGUACGUGGUGGACGAGCCGUGCCCGGUGAAGAUACCGAGCCUGGGCAUCAACACCGUGUAUAGCAUGAGGGACGCGGUGUACUACGGCUUCCUGGUGCAGGUGGGCGUGGUCUUCGUGGCGUGGCUUCCCGCGGUGUUUGUCUUCUCCGUCGACGGUCGAUGCGAACCGCUCGCGCUGUACGGCAACUUCGUGGGCUUCCUCGUCGGGCUCAUCAUCGUGGUCAAGUUCCUGCCCCAGCUGCGGGAGAGCUGGUACGCGCGCGGGUCCUACUCCCUCAGUUACCUGACGUACGGCGUGGACGCAGCCGCGGGCAUCGUCGCGUGGGCGCAGAAGGUUUUCGUCACCAACGAGCGCGUCAGCAGCUGGCUCCCCCCGCUCUUUCUCCACGCGCUGGAGAUUUUCGUGCUCUGCCUCAACUUUUACCACGACAGGGCGGGGCAUCAGGACAUGUCCCGGAGGCACGGCCCAGGGCACGACGCGCACCGGAGACGAGCCAGCGGGGACGAACGGGACGACGACCCGGAGGCGAGGUACCACCACCCGGGCCGGGGCACCGCGGCGCCGCUGGGGUACGUGGACGACGGGGGAUACGGCGCCGGGAGGGGCACCGGCGGGGGGGGGAGGGACUGGGACACGCAGAGGCUGCUGCGGCCGCUGUCCCCGAGCGGGAUGCGGCGGCAGAGGUCGUUCACGGACUUUCUCUGAAUCUUAAAGUAGUCUGUAUAUCGU
Molecule: messenger RNA, 1133 nt
Organism: Micromonas commoda
Lineage: Eukaryota; Viridiplantae; Chlorophyta; Mamiellophyceae; Mamiellales; Mamiellaceae
Exons: 1
Coding region: 36-1109 (357 amino acids)
Source: RefSeq, a predicted model, not a curated record